This is a messenger RNA of Linum tenue, 618 nucleotides long. Lineage: Eukaryota; Viridiplantae; Streptophyta; Magnoliopsida; Malpighiales; Linaceae. The record is from the annotation of a GenBank genome assembly.
AUGGCAGCUGCAGUUCUAUCUUGCUGCUCCGCCCUUACUUCCAGACUGAACAAUCUCUCCAUUACCGCCACCACUUCUUCUUCUCUUCCAUCUCAAUCAAAGUCCAUCAGAUGCCUGUCGAUGAGGCCAGUAGAAUGGUCUGUUCGCCGUUCUUCAGUUGUUUGCGAGGCUGCACCGGGCAGGAAGGCCGAUUCGGCGGUCAAGAGAGCUCGCCAGGCCGAGAAGAGACGCGUUUACAAUAAAGCGCGCAAGUCUGAAGUCAGAACCCGGAUGAGGAAGGUGUUGGAAGCACUAGAUGAUUUGAGGAAGAAACAAGAGCCACAACCCGAGGAGGUGCUUCCAGUUGAGAAACUAAUUGCAGAAGCCUAUUCGGUGAUCGACAAAGCUGUGAAAGUCGGGACGCUGCACAGGAACACAGGAGCACGCAGGAAAUCACGGCUUGCCAGGACUAAAAAGGCUGUCGAGGUUCAUCAUGGCUGGUACACUUCUUCCCCUGCCCCUGCUGCAGUUGCCAGCUAAUGGAGAUCUGAUUCUGGGUUUUGACAUUGAGAGGGAAGGGAAGUGAGAAAGUUGUUUUCCUUUUCCUGCUUGUCUGUGUUAUUUUUUGUCACUAUAAUU